Molecule: messenger RNA, 5967 nt
Organism: Drosophila ananassae
Lineage: Eukaryota; Metazoa; Arthropoda; Insecta; Diptera; Drosophilidae
Gene: sti
Product: citron Rho-interacting kinase
Exons: 7
Coding region: 170-5719 (1849 amino acids)
Biological process (GO): actomyosin structure organization; peptidyl-threonine phosphorylation
Cellular component (GO): actin cytoskeleton; cytoplasm
Molecular function (GO): protein serine/threonine kinase activity; ATP binding
Source: RefSeq, a predicted model, not a curated record
UGCAACUCUGACGAGAGAGUGUGCAACCCUGGUUUUUUGGCUUCCCUCGGCGCUUCAUUUUCCAACCAUUCAAAGUAAUCGUCAACUGAAAAUGCGCUGGCAUUUUGGGGUUUACUGAUCCAAUUGCUUAAAUAAAAUAACAACUGUAAGUGAAAAUAAGAAGAUCAGAAUGCCGCCACAGUUGGAUCCGAUAAGCGUGCGCACUGCGCGCCUAAAUAACAUAAUCCUGGGAAAAGGAGUAGGCGUCAGUACAAAGCCCGCCACUGGAGCCUCUUCGCGAAGGAGCAUUGUGCCCGUGAGCACUACCAGCGCAGCUCUAGCGGAGACUGUGUGCCGGGAGGGGCUUUUGGACGCCUUCUGUCUGCUGUACAAUGAAUGCGACAAGGACUCGCUGAAAAAGCGCGAUCGCAACAUUGCCGAGUUUGUCAACAAAUUUCGACCCAUCGUCGAGGAGACCCGAAAACUUCGAGUGAAUGCAGAUGAUUUUCUCAUCAAAGCGCUUAUUGGUCAGGGUUAUUUCGGCAAUGUCCACUUGGUGGUGGAGCGGCAGACCAACGACAUUUAUGCCAUGAAGAAGAUCAAGAAGUCGGUGGUGACCACGUCGCAGGUUAAGGAGGAGCGAGACAUCAUGUCCACCCGCCACUCGGAGUGGCUGAUUAACCUCCAGUACGCUUUUCAGGACAACGAUAACUUGUACUUGAUCAUGGAGUACAUGCCGGGUGGUGAUCUGCUAAGUCUCAUGUCACGUCAUGGUCCCUUCGACGAGGACUUGGCCCGCUUUUAUCUGGCAGAGCUCACUGUGGCGCUUCACACGCUCCACGAAAUGGGCUACGUUCAUCGGGACAUUAAGCCAGAGAACAUUCUGAUUGACCGCUUCGGGCACAUCAAGUUGGCGGAUUUUGGCAAUGCUGCUGCCCUGGAUCGAGACGGUCAUGUUCUGAGCUUGUCGCCAGUGGGCACUCCCGACUAUAUAGCUCCCGAGCUACUGCAAACCAUAUCCACCUACAAACUGUCCAAAUCGAUGCACGAUGUGAGUAGAACUGUGAGCUGCGAUUACUGGUCCAUGGGAAUCAUUGGCUACGAGCUUAUCUGCGAGACUACGCCUUUCCACGAAGACAAUGUUCACGAGACCUACUCCAAGAUUCUUUCCCACUGCGAGGAGAGUCACCUGAAGGAACUGAUAAGUUUCCCCAGUGAUCUCAAGGUGUCCCUCAACUACAGGAAUCUUAUAGAGUCGCUUGUUACAAAUCCGUCAAGGCGCUUGUCCUACGAACGUAUAAAGAAGCAUCCCUUCUUUGAUGAGAUCCAGUGGGCUUCUAUUCGCUCUCAGGUGCCACCCAUUAUCCCGACCAUUAAAUCCGACGACGAUACGUCCAAUUUCGAGGACGGUACGCGGCACAAGUCGCGCAGAGAUCAGGGGGUGGCUAAGAAGUCGCUGACGACCAACAUGAAGUCGCACGAUUUUAGUGGCAAGGACCUUCCCUUCAUCGGGUACAGCUUCGUACACAUGGAGAAGUCAGCUCUGACCGCAUCUUCGGACGAAAAACUGCAAGAGAAGCUGAAAGAGCUGCAGCACAAGCUGAAGACCAGGGAGAAUGAAAUCUCGAUGCUCAAACAAGAUCUUAUGCGAGCCCAGCAGUCUUUGAAGAAAACCGAUAACAAGUCCCAAGUGGUCGUCGAUGCGAAAAUGGAAAUUAAAAAACUGCAACAAAUCAUCAAAGAAAAGACAAUGGAGCUGGCCAAUUGCAAGACGCAAAUAAAGACACUCCAGAGCUCUGCCAAAAUAGACGAGGAGAUGUGGUCCAAGAAGGAGGCCACCAUCACAGAUCUGUUGCGUUUGAACCGGCAGAAGUACGAAGAAGCCAAGAUAGCGUCCGAGCAGCGGUAUGAGAAACAGUUGGCUGACAAGAAGCAAGAGCUCGCUUCCACGUUGCAGAAGAUGGAUGCCCGCGAACUGGAGUUCAACGCCAAGAGCGACGAGUGCAAGCAUCUGUCCGACAAAUUGCAGAACUACAAGGACAUGAUGAAGCAGCUGAAGGAGCAGAACCUUCGAAACGAAGCAAACAACGAGGAACAGAAGCGCCAGAUGGCCGAAUCGUACGAGCAGAAACUUACCGACCUCCGGAAGAAGGUACGCGACUCCCAGGACACCCAUCGCCGUAUGACCAUGGAGAUCAAGGAAAUACGAACUGAACUGGACGAGUCCCUCUGUUCGAGUAAAUCGACUCAAGAAGCCAAGAUGGCAACGGAACGAAACAUUGAAGAGAUACUGAAGCGCCUCAACCAGGAGAUAGCGUCAAACAACGAACUUCAUGCCGAGAAAGUGAAGCUGGAAACGAAGCUGCAGCUCAGGGAGAACGAAACACAAGAAGCCAGAGCUGAGUGCCAACGGCUGGAGCGGGAGUUGCAGCUUGUCGAAUGUCGCUGCCAAUUGGCCGAGUCCUCGCUAGCUUCGCAAGCAUCUCCCUAUGAAACUGCCCCUGGCUCUCUCACCGAACUGAACGCCAUCGAAGACCAGCUGCGUGCCGAUCUGGUGGCCGCCAAAGAAGGGGAAACCCAUCAGAAGGGACGGGCAGACCAGCUCCAAGCCCUGGUGACCAAACUGGAGCAGAUGCUGGAGCGCUUCAACGAGCAGAGUCUCUCGCCUAUCAAAGGGCACUCCGCUCGCAAGCCGGGAACCGAAACCGUUGGCGACAUUCUGGAGCGGCAGAACGAGAAACUGGAAGACAAGCUGGCGGCUGUCCGGGAGCAGAUGAUCGUGGAGCGCCAAGCCGCACGAACUGCCAACCUGUCGCUGUGGAAGGUGGAAAAGCAACUGGAGGAGGCUCUCUCUGAGAAGAAGAUGCUCGCCCGGCGCAUGGAACUCACUGAAGAUCGUAUUAAGAAGGCGCAAAAUGCCAACGAGGAGUCGCAGAGGAUGCUGAAGACAGCUCAGGAGGAAACCCGGCAGAGGGAUUCGAAGAUCGAGGAGCUGAAACAGGAGCUGGCGGCUGCAAAGCGUGAUGUCCUCAAGGAGCACCGUCAGUGGGAGAAGGCCGAGCAGGAGCGGAUGAAGUGCAAGUCGGAGAUCAUCGAGCACUUGGCCAACGUGCACAAACUGGAGCAGCAGGAAACGGAACUGAAACAGAAAAUAAAACAAAUUCAAACUAGAUUCGAUGGCCUGACUUUGGAGAACAAGUGCAUCCAAAGGGAACUGCAGGACGAGCGCGAGAGAAGCUCGGCCACCAGUGACAACACCAUGGCGCUGCAAAAGGAACUCAAGCAGCUGAAGGAGAACUUCCAGCGACUGAAGUAUGCCUGCAGCAUCACCGACAAUCAACUGACCGAGGUGGAAACCAUGCUUAAGUCUGAGCAGGAACGUAGCAAGUCCCAGAAAUCCCAGCUGGAUGCAGUGCACCUGAAGUUGAGGGAAAGGAAUGACCAACUAACCGAACUUCGCAAGGAUAUGUCGGCCAUCGAAUCGGAGAAACGUCUGUCGGAGCAGCGGGCUCAAGUCCUCGCAUCGGAAAUCGAGGAGCUUAGGGAGAAUCUGAAGGAGCAGCAGAAGAGGAUGAUUGCUCAACAGGAUCAGUUGGUGGAGCAAACUAACGCCCUGUUUGCCACUCAAGAGCGGGCGGAGUUGCUGGAUGGCCAGAAUGCCAACUACCAGGUGCAGAGCGCGGACUCUGAGCGGGAACUUAUCAGCCUCAAGGAGGAAAAUGCGCGAAUUCUAAGCGAGCUCUUCCACCGGAAGGAGGAGGUGACUAACCUCCAGGCCCAACUGAGAGAUCUGGAGGCCGUCCAAUCCGAUCUAAAUGCGGAGAUAGACUCCUUGCAGGACACAUUGGCCGAGAAGGAGCAGUUCUAUGUGCAGAGGGACAUCAAGUCCAUGGCCACUCUGGCGCAGCACAAGAAACUGAUUGAUUAUCUGCAGCUCAAAGUAGAAGACUUGUCUUCAAAGAAAAAGAAGACCCUAGCGGACAAGCUCUUCGGCUCCAGUCACACCAAUAAGGAGAACGUGUCACCCAAUGACGUGGAGUCCUCUAUUCUCUAUCGCGCAUUGAAAGAGGAACUGAAACGAGAGCAGAAGCUAUCCAGCAUGCUGAAGGAGCAGGUGGCCCAGUUCAAUGGAACCGCCACUCUACGAUCACCACGAAAAUCCACAAUCGUCAACGAAGACUCAGAUGCGCCCAAGCAGAGACCCGUGAGCAUAGCGGCCCUGCCACGUUCCCCGAUUAAGGAAAAGUCCAUCCUGAAGCGCACCACAAGUCAGGUUGAGCUGAAGACCUCGGAGAAGCCUUUGGUUCAAGCUCCAGAACAGACAUCGCACCAUCGCUUCGAGCUGGCGCUGCAGGAAUCCAAGAAGGACGCAUCGGAGUGUACAGUGUGUGGCCUGGUGAUUCUCGCCGGCUCACCCUUCUGGAAGUGCAAGGAAUGCAAGGACGUGACGCACCGCAAGUGUCGUGCCAAUGUCCAGGGAAACUGUGGAACCACUCCGACUGCUCCGCCAGCCGACGACCUGAGUAGUAUUCCCUCCGCCUCAAGUGUGUCCUUGGAUCAGGUGGAGACGGCCAGUGAAGCAGGAUCUAGCGAAUACAUUGGAACUUUGGUGUACAGCUCAGAUGGGCCGGAAGAUCAGGCCGCCAAGAAGGAGGUCGAAGUGAACUGCGCUUUCGAGGUGGCCGAGCAGCAGAUUCUCCUCCUGGGCUGCAACACUGGGCUGUAUGCCUACCACUUGGAGUCUCAGAGAUUGGUGCACAUCACCGGCAUCGAGUCGGUGUAUUGCAUGUCGAUUUCGACACGAUUGGCCAAGGCGAUCAUGGUGAGCACGGUGGGGGAGAAGAUGUACCAGUGCGAUUAUCGGCAGCUGGAGUCUCGCUGCCAGAGUUCCAGCGCCUGCCACAAGCCGGUGCUGGAGACCUCGGCCAUCGAACUGCCUUUCGCCAAUCGCACUCCUUCGGAGAAGUGGAAGCUGGUGCUGAUCUCCAACGAGACUGAGAACGCAUUGGACUCGGUGGCUAUAGCUGCCACCUCCACCAGGAUUGUGAUCCUCAAGUACGACCUCAAGCUCCACAUGUUCAAGCCUGUGCGGGCCCUGGACACUGCCACUCCGGUUAGCUCCAUCUUCUUCACGCGCCAUUCGGCUAUCGUGAGUUCGGAUAAGUUCUACGAAAUCGAUUUGGACAACUUUGCGGCCGAAGAGUUCGUGGAUCUGGCCGAUAAGUCCAUGCAGAGCACGGCCAAGUGCCAGCCCAUCACUGCUGUCCGGAUCUCCCGGCAGGAAUACUUGCUCUGCUUCGCCGAGUGUGGCGUUUUUGUGGAUGAGUUCGGCUGCCGGUCGAGGCCCUGCGAUCUUAACUGGGUGUAUGCCCCCACGGGCUUUGUCUACCGGGAGCCGUUCUUGUUCGUCGCCCACUACCAGAGCGUUCAGAUCAUUCGCUUGCACAGAUCCUUCAGCAAGGAGCUGGCCAAUGGGGACAAUAGCUCGGAGACCUCCGACUCAUCCGAGUUGCAACGCGUCUACUUGCCACACUACAUGUCCACUCUGCUGGCGAACAGCGGGGACAUCAAUCUCUAUGCCGUGGCUAUCGAUCAAAGGCCGUGCAAUGGCUCCCAGAAGAUCUACCACCUGGACACCCUGCAGGCGUUCAAGAAGAAGUUCAAUGUCUCCCUGGAGACCCUGUCGUCGGUGGCCACAUCCGUGACUCUGGGAUCCAUUAUGACAGGUGAUAGUAUUUAGACCAAACCAUAUAAAGGAACAUAUACUUUAAGAAACAAGAGUAAAAUAUUACUACACUUCUGUAGUAAAAUAAAGUAAGAUUAAUUUUAACAAAUUUGAUGUUCUUAAAACUUAUUUUUGACAAGAAAAUAUUAAGUAAUUAAAUAAUCAUUUUCAAUCCAAACUCUUUUUUUUAUUUUUACGAUCUAGAUUAAAUCAUUCUUUUUUAAUAUGUAUAUUUUUUAAAUAAACUCUGAAGUUUUCAUGAA